This is a messenger RNA of Paramuricea clavata, 846 nucleotides long. The record is from the annotation of a GenBank genome assembly. Lineage: Eukaryota; Metazoa; Cnidaria; Anthozoa; Malacalcyonacea; Plexauridae.
ACACAAACUCUCUGUGCUCAGUCUCAAGACACAAAACUGUGCUGAGUCUCGGGACACAAAACUGUGCUCAGUCUCAGGACACAAAACUGUGCUCAGAGUCUCAGGACACAAAACUGUGCUCAGUCUCAGGACACAAAACUGUGCUCAGUCUCAAGACACAAAACUGUGCUCAGUCUCAGGACACAAAACUGUGCUGUACGAGUCUCAGGACACAAAACUGUGCUCAGUCUCAGGACACAAAACUGUGCUCAGUCUCAGGACACAAAACUGUGCUCAGUCUCAAGACACAAAACUGUGCUCAGUCUCAGGACACAAAACUGUGCUGUACGAGUCUCAGGACACAAAACUGUGCUCAGUCUCAGGACACAAAACUGUGCUCAGUCUCAGGACACAAAACUGUGCUCAGUCUCAAGACACAAAACUGUGCUCAGUCUCAGGACACAAAACUGUGCUGUACGAGUCUCAGGACACAAAACUGUGCUCAGUCUCAGGACACAAAACUGUGCUCAGUCUCAGGACACAAAACUGUGCUCAGUCUCAAGACACAAAACUGUGCUCAGUCUCAGGACACAAAACUGUGCUGUACGAGUCUCAGGACACAAAACUGUGCUCAGUCUCAGGACACAAAACUGUGCUCAGUCUCAGGACACAAAACUGUGCUCAGUCUCAAGACACAAAACUGUGCUCAGUCUCAGGACACAAAACUGUGCUGUACGAGUCUCAGGACACAAAACUGUGCUCAGUCUCAGGACACAAAACUGUGCUCAGUCUCAGGACACAAAACUGUGCUCAGUCUCAAGACACAAAACUGUGCUCAGUCUCAGGACACAAAACUGUGCUGUACGA